CCGUCGCGGUCUGCGAUGGGGAUGGUGAGUGUCGCGGGAAGGUGAGGUUAGCCAAGAUGGCCUCGUCCGACUCGGAGCGUAAGCGAAAGGAGCCCGAGGUGGAUGUCGGCAGCGAGGAGGCGGAGGCGGCGGCGGGGGACGAGGAGGACGAGGAGGAGCGCUGGGUCGGGCCGCACCCCGGGGAGGCCGCACAGGCGAAGAAGAGGAGAGUUCUUGAAUUUGAACACGUUUAUCUUGAAAAUCUGCCAUGUGCUUCGAUGUAUGAACGCAGCUACAUGCACAGAGAUGUUAUUACACAUGUAGCAUGUACUAAGACAGAUUUUAUUAUAACAGCCAGUCAUGAUGGACAUGUGAAAUUCUGGAAAAAAAUAGAAGAAGGGAUUGAGUUUGUUAAACACUUCCGGAGCCACCUGGGUGUUAUUGAGAGUAUUGCUGUUAGUUCGGAGGGGGCAUUAUUCUGUUCAGUUGGAGAUGACAAAGCAAUGAAGGUGUUUGAUGUGGUCAACUUUGAUAUGAUCAACAUGCUGAAACUUAGCUACCACCCUGGCCAAUGUGAAUGGGUAUAUUGCCCUGGAGAUGCCAUAUCUUCUGUUGCAACAUCUGAGAAGAGCACAGGAAAAAUAUUCAUAUAUGAUGGACGAGGAAAUAACCAGCCACUUCAUGUUUUUGAUAAACUCCAUACAUCCUCUCUUACUCAGAUACGGUUGAACCCUGUCUACAAAGUAGUAGUGUCUUCUGACAAAUCUGGAAUGAUCGAGUACUGGACUGGUACUCCUCACGAAUACGAAUUUCCCAAGAAUGUGAACUGGGAGUAUAAAACAGAUACUGAUCUGUAUGAAUUUGCCAAAUGCAAGGCUUACCCAUCCAGUAUAAGUUUUUCACCUGAUGGCAAGAAAAUGGCCACUCUUGGGUCUGACAGAAAAGUUAGAAUUUUCCGGUUUUUGACAGGGAAGCUCAUGAGGGUCUUCGAUGAAUCUCUGAGUAUGUUUACUGAACUUCAGCAGAUGAGACAGCAACUUCCAGACAUGGAGUUUGGCCGACGAAUGGCAGUUGAGCGUGAGCUAGAGAAAGUGGAUGCAGUAAGAUUAAUUAAUAUAAUUUUUGAUGAAACUGGACACUUCGUUCUCUAUGGAACAAUGUUGGGCAUUAAGGUCAUAAAUGUAGAGACUAACAGGUGUAUUCGUAUCUUGGGAAAACAAGAGAACAUCAGAAUGAUGCAACUAGCAUUGUUCCAAGGAGUAGCAAAGAAACAUCGUGCUGCAAUCACUAUAGAAAUGAAGGCAUCUGAAAAUCCUGUGCUCCAGAAUAUCCAGGCAGAUCCGACAGUAAUCUGCACAGCUUUUAAAAAAAAUAGGUUUUACAUGUUUACUAAACGUGAACCAGAAGACACAAAGAGUGCAGAUUCUGACAGAGAUGUGUUUAAUGAGAAACCUUCUAAAGAAGAGGUCAUGGCAGCCACUCAGGCAGAAGGUCCCAAAAGAGUUUCAGACAGUGCCAUCAUCCACACAAGCAUGGGAGAUAUUCAUGUCAAGCUUUUUCCUGUUGAGUGCCCCAAAACAGUGGAAAACUUCUGUGUGCACAGCAGAAAUGGUUAUUACAAUGGACACAUAUUUCACCGUAUUAUCAAGGGUUUCAUGAUUCAGACUGGUGACCCAACUGGUACAGGAAUGGGAGGUGAAAGUAUUUGGGGAGGAGAAUUUGAAGAUGAAUUUCAUUCGACUUUACGACAUGACAGACCAUACACACUCAGCAUGGCUAACGCAGGACCAAAUACCAAUGGAUCCCAGUUUUUUAUAACAGUAGUGCCAACUCCAUGGCUAGACAACAAGCACAGUGUGUUUGGACGGGUAACAAAAGGAAUGGAAGUCGUUCAGAGAAUCUCAAAUGUAAAAGUCAAUCCCAAAACUGACAAACCCUAUGAGGAUAUCAGUAUCAUUAAUAUCACAGUGAAGUGAGACCGAAAAAAGGAACUAGAAAGAGCAGAAACAUUUUUGGUAAUUCCUAGAUGCAGUAAAUGCCAGGACAGAGCAAUCAUUGGUUUUACUGUUUUUAAUGUAGCUAAAGUGCCCCAAAUCUGUAUUUCUGGUAAUUUUGUACUUUAAAGUAAAAACAUCUGCAUGUUUCUUACAAAGUCUGCUGUUUUUCUUGCAUCUCUUCUAUGCAAAACUGAAGAAUAAAAACCCACACCCUGCCUCAUAUUAGCGUUUAUAAAAUAGGAUCAGGGUAUAGUUUGUAGUUUUUUCAUGUUUAUUUGCAUCUUUCAAAUCUAAUUAAUCCUUUUCACAGUAUUGAAAUCCUUAAGGUCAUAAAUCCCAAGCUGUUUAAACUCUUCAGUCAAUAUACAUGCAUCUCAGAUUAAGUUAUGAUACAGCUUGUUAUGACAAGGUAUAUAAUCUACCUUUGUCCUUUAAGAAUGGUUGUGUAUGUGUCUUCUGUGUCCAGGAGCAAGGAUCGACUCUUGGAAUGCCAGCAUAUGGAAUCCUGUGCAACGUGUUCGGCAUUGCCAGUAUUAUCUUCUUUCAGUGUUUACUUUUUCAUUAUUUUAGUCUAGGGUGUCUGUUUCUGGCUUCAUUUUUACCCAGUCCUACAAAUAUUAUUACUUCUACUGAAAUACUUAAAAUAGUAAUCAUUUCAAACUUCCAUCAGACUGCUUCUGAUGCAGUCCUCAAGGAAAACCCAGACACGUCGAGCUGUUAUGAAUCUGUGGCUAGAUACUCUCCUGUUACUAUGUUGGACAGCUAAAUCUACUCUAAAUACAGUAACAUUAACUUCAGCUGUUGAUGUUCCCGUAACACUCAGGACUUUACAAUUCUGGUAACUUGGUUCAUGAAGUGAUGCAUGCUGAUCAAAUUCAGUACCUCAAACGCUGCUACUACUAGGAAGCUUAUCUUCACUGAGAUAAAGGGAUAUCAUUAGGGAUCAAUAAGAAAAUUCUACAGUAAGUUAAAUAUAGCACACCUUUAUUUUGAAAUGACCUUAAAAAAAAAAAAAAAAAGGCAAGUUUAUUGAAAUUUGUUCUCAAAGUUUUAGACACUUUUAUUGAAAAGAAUUAGCUUUCUGGGCAACUUAAAUUGCAGCAGCUCAUGAAUUGUUUCCACUGGAAGACCCCUUUCUUUUAAGAACUUUUUACUUAACACCUACACCUACUCCACCAGUUCAGAGUAAGAACUCAGAAUAAAACCCUCAUGUACCACAUAGUCUACAAUAAAUCUGAAGGUAGCAUAUAGUAAGACCAUAUCAAAAGAAAAAACAUUAUUUUUCACUUAGCCUAGACAUACUGGUUUUGAGCUGAGAUUCUUUAAAGAAAGUCACAACACAGUCACUGGAUGUUGUAUUUACUCAAUUUCACAAUUAAGUCAAAAUCCUAUGAAAAGUUACUCAGUCUUUUCAAAUAAUCCUCACAACUGGUAAUGCUUCAGUGAGUCCUAGUUGAGGAAAUACUCCAAUUACAUACCACAUAAGUCAGUACACUAAACCUAAAGUUCAGUAAGACUGGUGAAACAAGCUUAAAUUUAUAACUGAAGCAGUUUAUAUGUAGUAUUAAUGUAUAAUACAAAUAAACCUCUUAGUGUACCUUACACUGAAGAGUUCACAGAUGAAUGCAACAAUUUCACAGUUACUUCAAGUCAUCUUAAAUAAAUUCCAUUUAAGAACACUUUUAUGGUAGCAUUCCAUGUGUCACAAGCAAUCCUUUGUACUCAAAAAUAUGAGUGAGAGUUUUUCCUCUGCCCUCAAAGGUAAUGUUACAGAAAAUCUAAACUAUUCAUCUUGAACAUUUUGAAGUGGAACUAUACUGAGAGGCAUGUAUAACUGCAGCAUAAGCCAGCUCAAAUAAAAUUACAGAAUCAGGAUUUUCCUAAAGAAUGCAUGUCUUCUCUGUUAAAAAUAUUCCAGGAAAAAGUAUCUACCAUGCUUAGCAGAACUUGUUCGUAUUUUAAAAAAAAGCUGUGAGGGGACAGUCAGCCCUACCUAGGUCUGCAUCUGCUUUCAGUACAGUCUAAGCAGACACGUCAGAGCAGCCAACUGCCUGUUGUGCAAGAAGUUACAGGCUCAGAAGCAUCAACAAUUUUUAGUUCAUUUGGUGCAAGAAAAAACACCUUUCACUUCUCUCUAAACUUUCCAAAUUCAUAAGGUGGUCUGAAGGAAGAGUGAAUACCCCUUCUCGGUACCUACAUACAUAUGUAGGCAUUGAAGCUCAUUUCUCAAACAUUUACUUGUAAAGCUUAGUGUUCUUCCAACUACUAUUCAAGUCAUUACACUUGCUGAACCAUUUGCAUGCCAUUUAAGAAACAAGAUAAAACUACAAAUAAAAGUGUCAUUUUGAGGAAGUAGUUAUCUUAAUCGCUUUGUCUUGAAAAGAAGUGCAAAUGUACUAAAUUAUUUGUUCAUACAUUCUUGGCUUUACCUAAGGUAUAUAGUGGGAAAACGUAAAAUUGAUAUUACAACAAAAGCCAUAGCCACAGAUAAUGGGAUACAUUUUUGCCUGGUGAGGUUCAGAGCACUCACAGGUAAACACAUGCUUUUCAAUGUGGCAAAAUACCUACCCCCAUCUAGGAAACAACACUUCCACUGUGUGGUUCUCCCAAUUCACCUCUACUCCAGUAACAAGUGAUGAUACAUGGUUUUGAUCUAUUGGCCAUGCUCUUUGUAGCUCCUCCUGCAACAUGAAGAGGUCCAUGGCAUGGCAUCUUCAAUUGGUGAUGGCUGUGUAUAAAAAGGAGGGCAGAAGAUACUGGUGCACAUAUCAGACAGAUAGAACUGUUAGCAGAGUUGCACGCGCAGCAG
Messenger RNA from Strigops habroptila (Kakapo), 4785 nucleotides. RefSeq names its product peptidylprolyl isomerase domain and WD repeat containing 1 (gene PPWD1). Gene Ontology annotation, biological process: protein peptidyl-prolyl isomerization. Bases 57 to 1955 code for a protein of 632 amino acids. The record is from RefSeq and is a predicted model, not a curated record. The transcript is spliced from 11 exons. Gene Ontology annotation, molecular function: peptidyl-prolyl cis-trans isomerase activity; protein binding. NCBI's taxonomy places the organism in Eukaryota, Metazoa, Chordata, Aves, Psittaciformes, Psittacidae.